GUCCAUCAUCUGAUAAGAAAAAAAAAAUAAAUUCAUGAAAUUAUUUUAAUUACUAGCUUCAAAAUUUCCCUUCGGUGAGGUGGUGAUUAUCAUUUGAUCAUUCUUCCUCUCACUCCUCUAACCUCUACAGAUCUCAAAGCCUUGGUCGCGAGUGAAUGGGUUUGUGGACGCUGAUUGAAGGGCUCCUACUCUUUGCAAAUGCAUUAGCAAUAUUGAAUGAGGAUCGGUUCCUUGCACCAAGGGGGUUGAGUUUUGAGGCUAUAGCGGGCAGGAGAAAGUCGCUUAAACAACGAGCUGUGGAGCUUAUAUAUUUUGCUCAAUACAUGAGAUUGCCCUUGAUUAUCACAAACAUUGUCAUCAUCGUGUUAAAGCUGGUUUCUGGAUGAGGUAAUGGAAAAUGAAAUUCAGCAAAUACAUCUGGGCAUAUUGUAUGAAACCAGUUGACAUAAAACUCAUUGACAUAACUGAAAUGGAGGCAAGAAUUCUGUUCUUGGUUUGUAGUAUUUUGCUUUGAAUCAAUGUAUACCAGAAUCUUAAUAGCAUCACAAUUUCUUUUACUUGCAAGAAUAGGCGUUUGUAGAAUUAAAAAAAAAAAUCUAAAUCAAGGAAAAGGGCUAAAGGGGUAAUUAGGAAACAGGUAUUAGGCGGACAUUCUGUUUCAGAUGGGAUUCCUUUAAUAUUUUUUUUUCUUUAUUUUUUUUAUAUUUUUUUUAUUAUGUUGAUUAUAUUAAUUUAGUUUAAUUAAUGUGAAUCUAUACAAUCUGUUAAUGAAUG
Messenger RNA from Amaranthus tricolor (Joseph's coat), 774 nucleotides. RefSeq lists its product as uncharacterized. Gene Ontology annotation, biological process: endoplasmic reticulum to Golgi vesicle-mediated transport. Lineage: Eukaryota; Viridiplantae; Streptophyta; Magnoliopsida; Caryophyllales; Amaranthaceae. The transcript has 2 exons. Gene Ontology annotation, cellular component: endoplasmic reticulum membrane; COPII-coated ER to Golgi transport vesicle; Golgi membrane. The coding region runs from base 156 to 386 and encodes 76 amino acids. The record is from RefSeq and is a predicted model, not a curated record.